UGUCGAAAUUAUAAAAACAAAUUUGGGUGCUACUUUGGUAUGAGAUCCCAGUGGUUGUGGGAUUUUAGUUAGAGUUUGGAAAUUGAAUUCUACAAGAAUGUCUUUAUGGGAUUGAGACGGAAGCUGCCAUAAGAUGUUCAUGUACCGGUGACACUAUUUCAGUUUUAUUGGAGAUGAGAAAUCACCCCCAAAUUCUGUCCAUAACGUAUGCACGGUGAUUGCCCACUACAAACGCCUAAAAUAACUCACCAGACUAUAUUUAAUCGUUGGUCAAUUAAAUAAAUAUGUGAGGUUACAGAUUACGGCCUUCAAAACGCACUACACAAAACUGAUUUUUGUGCAGUUUUUUUCUGGCAACCUAUAUGACACCUCAACAAUGGUUAACGAAAAUAGAUAGCCUACCAUUCGCUGGUAUUCUGACUUACGGCAGUCAUUAAAAAAAUGAAUAUCAGGGCAGGAAGCGUCUAUGUCUUUGUUGGAAUGAUAGUGUACACCUGUUCAGGCUUAGCAAGUUGGUCGAUUGGCAUGGUGGUAUGUUUUGUUGCUUGGUACUGGCACCACUACCACACUAAUUACGGGAAGCUACCAUUAGUUAUUUGCAACAACUGGACGAGACUUGGCAAAUUUUUAGAUAAUCAUGUGCCGACUUUGAAACGACCUUACAUGCCAGUAUAUUGGUUUGCUGAGUCCAGGGCACAGACGAUCAUACGGUACUUUCUACCUUCUCGUAGCAAUUUAAAAUGGGAAAGAGAGAUUCUAAAAGAACAUGAUGGUGGCUUGUUCGGUGUCGAUUGGUGUUGCAAUAAUGGCAGUGAACGAUUUCCCGAUCAUACUACCAGGCCAACAGUCAUCAUCAUACCGGGUUUAACCUCGACAACGGAAUCGGGAUAUGUUCAAUCUAUUGCUCGUUGCUUAGCAAACCAGGGAUUUCGAAUAGCUGUUCUUAUUUACAGAGGACUGGAAGACAUGGAACUCAAGACACCCAGGACAUAUUGUGCAACUCAUACAGCAGAUUUAGAACGACUUGUGGAAGUCUUCAAGGAACGAUAUCCAGAAUCUAAGCUUUAUGCAAUCGGUGCGUCGCUUGGAUCAUUGAUACUCGGAAGAUACAUGAGUGAAAAAAGGGAUAACAUCGUUAUUGACGCUGGAAUGCUGUUCUGUUGCCCGUUCCACCCUCCUACGUGCAUGGACGAACUUGAACUAUGGAGUAAUAAAUUUAUUUUAAACACAAAAGUGACGGAAGGCGUGAAAGAGACGAUGUACCGACGUCAUUGCCACGUUUUUGGAUCCGUUAUUGAUCACGAGAAAGUAGAAAAAUCUUCAUUUCUGCGCGAGUUCGAUAGUUAUUUUACAGCACCGAUAUUUGGAUAUAAAGAUACAGAGGAGUAUUAUAAUGAUUCGUCAUUAGAUGCAGAUAAACUGAAUGCUAUAGCACGGCCUGUACUUUGCGUGGGAUCGAAUGAUGACCCUUUUUCGCCGGAGAGAGGUUUACCAAAGGAGGAAAUUGCGCAAACUGAAAAUGUUGCUCUUGUGAUGACGUACGGUGGAGGACAUGUCAGUCACCUUGAAGGAUGGAAUCCACUUUCAAAGAGUUAUUUUGAGAAAGUAAUGAUGGAAUAUUUCGAUGCAAUGGUGGAGGGAAAUUAUUAAUUCGGGCCAUCUUGUAUACAGUAUUUUAAAUAUUGCUUCAAAAGUUGACAUUUACAACAACGAACUUUUUCCCUAUUUAUUCACUAUAGAGCAGUGGUCUCAAACUUGUUAAGCCGCGCCCCCUUUUUAGAAUUUGUCAAGUCUCGCGCCCCACGUUGAAAAUACGUGGAUGUAACGUAAAUAUGUAAAAUAACGAAAUGUAAAUAUCCAAAAUAAGGCGGCCAAAAUCUAACAAAUAUUUUAUUUUUAAUUAGAUUCAGGCCCCCUCAAAAAUUGUCUACCCCACCCCCCAUUGUGGGGCGCGUCCCACCGUGUGAGCACCACUGCUCUAGAACCUAACUAAACUUGCUUUAGAAUUCCAAAACAAGCGAAUUUAUGGAGUUUUUAGAACUCUUGGUACUUCGAUAAAUUUAAAUUUUUAAGUCAUUUAAAAAUAUUAUAUCAUGCUGUUUCCCGGUACUUCAGAACUCAUUUGAAAUAGUUAAAUAUAGUUGAUUGUAUUACAUAAAAUAUAGAUUAUUACUGAUUUUGCAAAAUUGACUGGAGAAGUUUGUGAG
Molecule: messenger RNA, 2207 nt
Organism: Styela clava
Lineage: Eukaryota; Metazoa; Chordata; Ascidiacea; Stolidobranchia; Styelidae
Product: phospholipase ABHD3-like
Biological process (GO): medium-chain fatty acid catabolic process; medium-chain fatty acid biosynthetic process
Molecular function (GO): acetylesterase activity; monoacylglycerol lipase activity
Source: RefSeq, a predicted model, not a curated record